Molecule: messenger RNA, 645 nt
Organism: Suillus subalutaceus
Lineage: Eukaryota; Fungi; Basidiomycota; Agaricomycetes; Boletales; Suillaceae
Exons: 4
Coding region: 1-645 (214 amino acids)
Source: RefSeq, a predicted model, not a curated record
AUGUCUAUGGAGGAUGAGGAGGAGGAGUUUGCGCACUCUAGAUUUGGGGAUCAAAGACUCCUUUUAACCAAGAGACCUCAUCAAGCUAGGCGACACAUUCUGGAUCUUUCUGAUCCACACUCAAGAGGACGACUACGACACAUGGAUCUACCUUUUAGCCAUAUAGACAUUUAUCAUGGGUUCAAGUUUUGUCUUGACUCCUUAGGAAACGACAAUGAUUUUGAUCAGGAGGAGACAGAUACAGUCAAAGCCAAACCCUCUUUAGGAGGUAAACCUGCACGCUUUGACACUGUGGUUGUGAUGGAUACUUCAGAUUGUGAAACCACUGGUCUUAAAGGUACAAGAAUUGGUCGCUUGAAGGUCAUUUUCAAAUUACCUUCACAAGUAUAUGGCUCCGUUACUCCUGCUUGGACUAAGGAUCCACUGGCUUAUGUUGAGUGGUAUGCACCUUUAAAGCCUGCUGCUGAAGAUUAUCAUGAAAUGUAUCUUGUCAAAAAAUGUCUAUCUAACGCAGAUGGCUUUACCCCAGGCCAAGUAGUGGUCUGCAACCUGGCAAAUACUGACCAACCUAUCUGUGCUGGACCACCACCAUCUGUGGUUGCUGGACCACAACCACCUGUUGAUGAAUGGGUUGGUGCAGGAUAA